UUAUCGCAGUAGGUCGUAAGUAAAAAAAUCCCUUUUUUUGUGUCCCAUUGUGAUGAAUCUAGAGAACUGUAGCAGUUGCAGUAGGUGGUAAGAUGACGGACUAAUGAAAAUCCGAAUAUCAUGACUGUACAUUUGUGGACGCGUCUGUCAAGACACAGAGGUAGAGAACGUUUUUCGUUCCUACCGAAAACUUCAGUAGAUUGAACAUGGGCUUGGACUUCAUGAUUCGUUAGAGAUCGGUAUUCGGUAGUUGCAGAUGCGAUCAGUCGAAAGUAUCUUGUUUUCUUUGUUGCAAUCAUGUAUCAGAACACUUGAGCAUCGUAUCAUUUUUAGCACGCUACUCAACACUGAAAGAGCCGCAGGCCCUGAAAAAAAUUCGUCGAUCACUGAAUCCCUAGCCCUUUGCACGCAAUAUUCGAAGACUGUUGUAAUGCGUAAGUCAUUUGUUUUGUAAUAAAAUGUCAUUGGAGAAGAUACUCAAAACAAAAGCUCAAAGUAUUUCCUACGGAUUGUUGGCGGUCCAGUACCUAUGCUAUGCUUAUCUUAAAAAUUGAUAUAAAAUAAAAGAAUAAUUAUCACAAAGUGAGUUUAAACACCGACAAUUACACGUUGGUUUAUCUUCUAGUGAUUUGUUUAUAAUAUCUACCGAAAUUGAAUUUGAUUGUUUAAGGAUUGAGAAAGAUGGAAUCAAAGGAUGUUAGGUUUGAGAAUGUGAACGAGGAUCUGCUGGUAUCCAAUAUUAAGCAUCACCUCAUGUCCCGAGAUGAUAAAAUUAAGCUUGAAGCUGUACAAUUUUUGCUGAUUUAUCUUGAAUUUAAAACAUCAGGUAAUGACGAUACGUCACAAAAUGUAUGUGAUAGGUUUAUUGAAGCUGAUAUUGUGGAAUAUUUGGGAGAAGCCAUGGCAACUCAAGAUUCCAUACUUUUGAGGGAAAUUUUGAAAUGUUUAGAAUUUUUCUUAAAUAGUGAAAAAUUUUCCACUCAAAUUCGAGCUGCAUAUGUGGUAGAAUGUAUGCAGCGCACUUUGUAUUUUUUAUUCAAGCAGUCUCAAAAGGAACUUUCAACAGCGAAUGAUGCUUUAAGACUUUUAGCUGUGUUUAUUGAAGAGUUCAAUAAAAAUUUGACUCUGAAGCAGUUGUUUGGAAACAAUGCAAAUAUUUUGCAAGUGCUUUCCCUUGUAAUGUCAAUAUUGAAGAACAAAGAAGAGUUGGGUGAUGAAAUUAUUAUUAAUGCUUCACUCGUGUUGUAUAGCCUUUUCUCUCAAAGUGACCCAGCUCUCACAGAUUGUGAUUUUCUGAGAGAGGUACCAGAUGUUAUCCAGAAAAGUCUUGCAUCUCUAGCUCUCCUAUGUAAUUCAAAAGAUUUUGAGAGAAUCUGUGCUAAAAUAAUAGCACUUAUGGCAAAGAUUGGAUCUGGAGCACUU
Gryllus bimaculatus (two-spotted cricket) is the source of this 1422-nucleotide messenger RNA. The record is from the annotation of a GenBank genome assembly. Lineage: Eukaryota; Metazoa; Arthropoda; Insecta; Orthoptera; Gryllidae.